AUGUCCCUCCAAGGCAAGGUCGCCCUCAUCACCGGCGCCUCCAAGGGCAUAGGCAAGGCCGUCGCCCUCCGCCUCGCCUCGGAAGGCGCCUCCGUGGUCGUGGGCUACGGCACCGACAAGGCCGCCGCCGACGCCGUCGUCGCCGAGAUAGGCGGGCCGGACCGCGCCGUCGCCGUGGGCGCCGACGCCUCCCGGGUCGCCGACAUCGAGCGCCUCGUGUCCGCGGCGGUCGCGCGCUUCGGCCGCAUCGACGUCCUCGUGCCCAACGCGGGCCGCAUGGCGAUGCGCACCGUCGAGGACACGACCGAGGGCGACUUCGACUCCAUGUUCGCCGUCAACGUCAAGGGGCCUUACUUCCUCGUGCAAAAGGCCCUGCCGCACAUGCCGCCCGGGUCCAAGGUCGUGCUCGUCUCGACCACGGUCGCCGCCUUCAGCAGCGUCGCACCGCCGUACCUGCUGUACGCCGCGACCAAGGGCGCCGUCGAGCAGAUGACGCGCGUGCUGGCCAAGGGCCUCGGGGCCAAGGGCAUCACCGUCAACGCCGUGGCGCCCGGCCCCACGGCCACGGAGCUGUUCUACGAGGGCAAGAGCGAGCAGCUCGUCAAUGCCAUCAAGGGUGCGAACCCCUUCAACAAGAUCGGAGAGCCCAACGACGUCGCCGAGGUGUUUGCGUUCCUGUCGCGGCCCGAGAGCUCGUGGAUGACGGGGCAGGUGGUCAGGGUGAAUGGCGGCAUGGCCUAG
This is a messenger RNA of Thyridium curvatum, 741 nucleotides long. RefSeq lists its product as uncharacterized. The transcript has a single exon. Gene Ontology annotation, molecular function: oxidoreductase activity. The record is from RefSeq and is a predicted model, not a curated record. Bases 1 to 741 code for a protein of 246 amino acids. Lineage: Eukaryota; Fungi; Ascomycota; Sordariomycetes; Thyridiales; Thyridiaceae.